AUGAGUUUGGAUUGGAUGGGGGUUAUGGCUGGAUUGAAUCUUUUGGGGGCGUUUACUUAUGCUGUUAGGAUCCCCGAAAAAUGGUUUCCGCGACGCCACGAUAUUAAGAGAUUCGUCAAGACCUAG
Molecule: messenger RNA, 126 nt
Organism: Sclerotinia sclerotiorum 1980 UF-70
Lineage: Eukaryota; Fungi; Ascomycota; Leotiomycetes; Helotiales; Sclerotiniaceae
Exons: 3
Coding region: 1-126 (41 amino acids)
Source: RefSeq, a predicted model, not a curated record